AUGCACAGGCAACAUGGGAUAGGCGCCGGUACUAUAUUUAUUGUUCCUGUAACAAAACACGAUAAAGGUCGAAGUCCAAAACAACAAGCACAAAUACAAAAAAUUCAGCAGGGAAAAAAUGGUAUUCAGUCUCGUGGCGUACCUGGAAGCAGUGGGACAAAGUACUAUUCAAAUGAUCCACAACCACUGUUAACACUCGGUUAUCAAAUUGAUAACAUUGGUGACCCAUUAGGUACUGGGUCAUACGCUCGUGUCAAAAAAUGUAUCCGUACGAGUGAUGAUAUGAUAUUUGCCGUUAAAAUAAUCGAUAGAAAAGCGGCCGUAGCAGAUUUUGUUCAAAAAUUUUUACCAAGAGAACUAGAUAUAAUACGGACAUUAGACCAUCCGAAUAUUGUUAAAACCCAUGAUAUUUAUGAGUCAAGUAACCUUACCUACAUUGUAAUGGAAUACGCACAAGGAGGAGAUCUAUUAGAUUACAUAAAUAAAAUGGGUCGAUUAAAAGAACAUGUCGCAAAACGGAUGUUCGGUGAAUUAUGUGAAGCCAUUCAGUAUAUUCAUUCACGAGACAUUUGUCACAGAGAUUUAAAGUGUGAGAAUUUGUUAUUGGACAAAUAUGAACGAAUAAAACUAGCCGAUUUUGGUUUUUCACGAUUUUGUUACGAUAAAUAUCACAAAAAAACGUUGAGUCGAACGUUUUGUGGUUCUGCCGCUUAUGCAGCACCAGAAAUUCUCCGUGGACAAGAAUAUAAUCCUAAAUUGUAUGAUAUAUGGAGUAUGGGAUGCAUCCUAUAUAUCAUGAUCUAUGGAACAAUGCCCUAUGAUGAUAGUGAUAUUAAGAAAAUGGUACAAGCACAACAACAAGGUAUCCGAUUUGAUAAAGAUGAUAAAAAUCGUUUAGGAGAAUUGAAUAAAUAUGUUGAAGUCAACGGGUUAAUAUCAGCCAUGCUGCAAAUAGAUGUUACCAUUCGGUUAAAUAUUGAAUUAGUUCGACGACAUUCUUGGCUAGUAAAAGUUGUAGGACAACCAUAUGUAGAUGAAAAUGCUGAGAAAAAAGAAAAAUCAAAUUAUCAACAAUCACAAUCACAACAAACAAACCGAACACCCUUCAAACUUCGUAAUUAUUAUGAACAACAAGCUGUCGUGUAA
Molecule: messenger RNA, 1146 nt
Organism: Didymodactylos carnosus
Lineage: Eukaryota; Metazoa; Rotifera; Eurotatoria; Philodinida; Philodinidae
Source: the annotation of a GenBank genome assembly